UGUCAGAGUGACGCUUGUGGGGCGAGGGGAGGAGUAAACGAAGCAGGAAAAGCCACUCGAUGCGUCUGUCUAUCAGCUGAGACUGUCUGAAACGCUUCUGGCGCAAACGCGUUUUUCUCCGAUCAGACGAGACCCGGGCUCCAGCCCAGGAGUUUCAAGAGGAAUUAGCCCAUCUCGACCUCGGAGGGUGGAUGUCUGUAUCUUGUUUGUUUUUCGUGCGCGCUGGUAUCCCGCGUCUUCAUGCACUCAGAGCUGUGUUGAAAAUUCUUCUGACGACUAACAAUGUUAGUCAAAGCCGAGCCUCCUCACUCGCAAAAGGAAAGAGCGAAAAGUAUCUGAUGACAGCGAAUCUUGAUCCGGCCGAGGUGGCGUGCUGACGGACUGACGUUAACCAUAUAAUGCCUGUCUAUUUCUCCAAAAUUUCUCUCAGACUUCUACAGUUUUAAGAGGACAUUUAACUGCAUAACUAUAUAAGUUCUUUUUCAGUUUUGGGAUAACUUGUUUUUUUAUGUUGACUUUGAACAAUUCAUAGCAAAAUAACGUGGAAAUUAUAACCCUUUCCCGAUGGCUAGUGAGGAUAGUGAGUGAAAACGCUUACCCCCCAGAAGAUGAUCCAUCGGCCUGAAAUGAGUUGGCGAAAUUCAUUUUUUGUUUCCUCCCCUUAUAUAUUUUUUCAAGUCUUUUCUGGUAUGUUUAGGAUUUGUAACUACGCACUUAUUAAUACUUUGUUGCGGUGGUCAACUUGGGAUGACAAAUAAACCCAAGAAAUAAGUUCGGUCCGCGAGAAAAGGACAGUGCUCGUCAAUAUAGUUGUUAAGUUUUAGGAUAUUUUUUCUUUCUUUGAUUGACAGUUGAUGUCAUUCCUGCAUGAAAAGAACGGUGGAAAGGGUCAGUGACAAUGCCGAGGAGAAAGCAGCAAGAACCGAGGCGAUCUGCAGCCUAUGUUCCACACGCCAAGAAUAAGGUAGCCUUUGAUGAAGAGCACCUUCAGGAUGAUGGGCUCUCCAUGGAUGGCCAAGAUGCAAUGUGCAAUGAGGAAGAGGAGGGUAGUGUGAGAGGUCCUCCAACAUUCUACGACUCACCAUGCAGUAAUGGCAUCAACCCAGAUGCAGGUUAUGCUUCCCCACUCAGUGACACCAGCGAUCAGAUCCCAGAUUUUAAGAGCACCUCUUCAAAAGACGGCCAUGAGAAUGAAGAGUUGCCCAGCUACAAGGACAAUAGAAACACCCUGGAGGACAGUCUGGCACAGAUGAAAGCUGUCUAUGCAAACCUCAUUUCUGAUGCCUCCUGGUCCACCUUUGCCAUGGACAUCACCAAGCCAGUACCCUCUACUAGUGUCACCACACAGACAGCCAGUAGCACACCUACCAUCACUGACAUCACCAUUGAGAGUAGCCACAGCAAUCAAAAGAGCUCUACUGCCAGCAGCAUUAAUGGAAUUCCAGGGAGCAAUUCAGAAUGCCGCUCUGCCACCCCAGUCAGCAGCAGUGGUACUAGUAAUGGUGGUAGUGCAUCCUAUGACUGGCAUCAGGCUGCUUUAGCCAAAACACUACAACAUACCCCUUACCACCUACUGCCAGAAUCCAGUCUUUUCAGCACAGUUCAGCUCUACCGGCAAAACAACAAACUCUAUGGCUCUGUUUUUACUGGUGCAAGCAAGUUUAGAUGCAAAGAUUGCAGUGCAGCAUAUGACACGCUAGUUGGGCUUACCGUUCACAUGAAUGAGACUGGACAUUACCGUGAUGACAACAAAGACAAGGAGGAGGACAAUAGCAAGCGAUGGUCAAAGCCCCGCAAACGCUCCUUGAUGGAAAUGGAGGGCAAAGAGGAUGCCCAGAAAGUACUGAAGUGCAUGUACUGUGGCCACUCCUUUGAGUCUUUACAGGACCUGAGCGUCCAUAUGAUCAAGACUAAGCAUUACCAGAAAGUGCCUCUCAAAGAGCCAGUGCCAGCCCUGGCCACCAAGCUGGUGCCAUCGACCAAAAAACGACCUGUUCAAGAUCCCCUUAUGUGCCCUUGUUCACCUGAGUCACUCACAGGUUCCACUGGUGUUGUUUCAGUGGCAGAGGUUGGAAAAGAUAUAAAGGGAGCAGCUAAUCCUUAUGUUACGCCCAACAAUAGAUAUGGAUAUCAGAAUGGGGCUAGUUACACAUGGCAGUUUGAGGCACGUAAGGCACAGAUUCUGAAGUGCAUGGAGUGUGGGAGUUCUCAUGAUACCUUGCAGCAGCUAACUGCCCAUAUGAUGGUAACCGGUCACUUCCUUAAAGUAACAAACACUGCAUCCAAAAAGGGAAAGCAGCUGGUAUUUGAUGCAGUGGUGGAGGAGAAGAUCCAGUCAAUUCCAUUACCUCCCACUACCACCAGACUGCCUGUUCCCAGCCUUAAGUCCCAAUCUGUGUCCCCUCCUCUCUCUGGCUCAGAGAUAAAGAAAGAAACAGAGGAGAAAAAGACAGAGAUUCAUGAACUUUUUGGGGGAAAGAUCAAGGAGGAGAAGGAGGAGGCUAAAGAGAAGGAGGCUAAAGAGAACUCCACAACAUACAAGUACCUCAGAGAAGAAGAUCUUGAGGAGACUCCCAAAGGUGGAAUGGACAUCUUGAAGUCUCUGGAGAACACAGUGUCCAGUGCCAUCAGCAAGGCUCAGACAGGUACACCUACCUGGGGAGGUUACCCAAGUAUCCAUGCAGCCUACCAGCUUCAGGGAUCUGUGAAGUCAUCCUUACUUUCCACAACAGUUCAAAGUGUUCCGGUGCAACCAGCUAUCAACAGUGGAAUCAGAACCGUAGUUUCCGACCCUGCAUCAAUAAUCCAUUCCCCCUGCAGCCCCUCAUCACCUCCCACCCUUAGGAACAAUGUGUCAGCCAUGGAGGAGCUGGUAGAGAAGGUCACAGGAAAGGCUUCUGUGAAAAAAGAGAAGGAAGAACAAAUGGAUGGUGCCGAGCGGCGAAGGUCUGCAUAUGCAGCCAGAUCACCAACACACAAAGAGAAGAAAGAUGCAGUGUCUCCAUCUCUCACAGCAAAAAACAAUAGCUCUAGAAAGACAGAUGGAGAGGUUGUGUGUAAAAUGGAGCCUAAAGAGACAUUAGUAGAAGGCCAGAACCAUACAAAUGUUCCAGAAUCAUGUAAAUUACCCAUAACUAAUGGCAACAGUUUGGGGGUCAUCACUGAUCACUUACCUGAGACAUCUUUUAUUAGCCCUAUUAGUGCACUGCAGUCAGUCAUGAAUACCCAUCUCAGCAAAGCCUCCAAACUAGUCCAUCCUCCCUCUGAUCCUUUGUCAAUGUUAUACAGGAUCAGCAACAACAUGAUGGAAAAGUCUGCCUACCACUCUGCUUAUGAUAAGCAAAAUGAGCCACUCAAUACUUAUUUCUAUGAAGACAACAACCAGCCCAUAGAUCUGAGGAAAUUCAAAAGCCUAAACAGCGACAGUACUAACAGUGAUACCAACAGUAUUACCAGCAGUCACCCAGUAAUGAACAUCAUCAAUGGAGCCAGGCCUCUUCACUCAAGCUUACCUCUUUCAGACUCUGUACUGUGUCUGCGAGAGAAUGCCCUGAUGGAUAUCUCAGACAUGGUAAAGAACCUCACUGGUCACCUAACUCCAAAAUCCUCCACACCCUCAUCUAUCUCAGAGAAGUCUGAUGCAGAUAGCAGUGCAUUUGAGGACCCACUGGAUGACUUUUCUUCUGCACAGAAGCGGAAAGGCAGACAGUCCAACUGGAACCCUCAGCACCUGCUCAUUCUCCAAGCACAGUUUGCCUCUAGCCUGAGGCAGACUCCAGAGGGUCGCUAUGCCAUGACAGAUCUUGGUCCUCAGGAGCGUGUGCACAUAUGCAAAUUUACGGGCCUUUCAAUGACCACUGUGUCCCACUGGCUUGCCAAUGUGAAAUACCAGCUGAGAAGAACAGGUGGGACAAAGUUUUUGAAGAACAUGGACUCCAGUCAGCCUGUGUUCCUCUGUGGAGACUGUGCCUCCCAGUUCAGGACACCUUCAUCUUAUAUUAGCCAUCUGGAGUCUCAUCUGGGUUUCAGUCUCAAGGACUUGUCCAAAUUGUCUGUGCACCAACUCCAGGAGCAGCAGGCUGCCUCCAAGAAGAUCACAGACAAAAUACCAUGCAGCAGUCCACUGCUGAGCUUGACCUCACUCGAUGAGGACUCUAACCCUGGCUACAUAUACCAGUGCAGACUUUGCAAUCGGACAUUUGUCAGCAAACAUGCAAUCAAGCUACAUCUGAGCAAGACACAUGGAAAAACACCAGAGGACCACCUGGUGUUUGUCACACCAUUAGAAAAACUGGAAAAGGAGGAACAGUGAGGUGCUCAGUGUUGAAGGACAACUGCCUAUGUAACUGACAUUACAUUGCACUAAACUAAAACUGAUUAUGUUUCUGCACUGGGACCGAAAUGAGCCAUUAAUUUUUUUUUAUUUUUUUUUUUAACUGCCUGGAUGGAUCAUAUUUCUCUUGUUUGUUUUUGUUUUUGCUAAGCUUUUAAAACUGCUAACUCUUUUAAAACUGUAUUUAUAUUUAUCUGAUUUGUGCAUGUCUCUUAGUGAUGGUAAACAAAUUUAAAUUUUUUCAUGCUCCUAAAAUGACUACUGUUUUUAUGACAAGAUUGGCAUAGAAAUUGAACAGAAAAUAUCAAUGGAGACUGAAAUAGCACCUUAAGUACAAUCUUAUUUUAUAAAGAGAGCUUUUUUUUUAAAUAAUUGGAAUCCAUAGUUAACAAUUCUGAUUUUUUAUCUUUUGGUGAUUCAUCUCUUAAAUUUUAAAAAAUCUGUGUUAUAUAUGGAUCUCAGUAUGAUGACCCAAGUUUGCAAUGUGUUUCUUGAAUUCUGAAUCUCAUAACCACAAUAGGGUCAUGGUUGUCAGACUAAGGGUAUUAAGAGUAUGCAAAGAUGCUUUUAAAGAACAAAAAUUUGGAUUCUUCUUUGGUGUAUGACUUUAUAAUAUUUUGUUACAAAUUUCUCUUUUGGUCUUGUGCCAUUCUGAUUUCAGCUGAUAGCAGAAAAUAUUACUUGUUACAAUGGUCUGUAUUAAAAUCAUGUAACAUCUUGCUGUUUGCCCCAGCUCAGCAUCCUUUAUAUUUUAAGAUGUGUGUAUUCUUUAGUUUUUCUAUGGUCAUUUUAUAUAAAAAACAAAACAUAGUGUAAAUAGUUAUAUGAUGUAGAUCCACAGAAUUUUUUUAAAGUUUCUCUGACUUGGUUUACAAAAAUGUGAAUUAAACAUACAUACAGUUUGGUGCAUGAAGUUGUGUGAGUGAGCACAAUAGCUAUACAUUUCCAUGUUUUGUCAAUAAUACUGUAAAAAAAACAAAAACAAAAAAAAAAAAACUUUUUUUAGAGGCAAUUACUUUUUAUUUUCUUCAGUUGUAAAAUAAA
Molecule: messenger RNA, 5377 nt
Organism: Electrophorus electricus (electric eel)
Lineage: Eukaryota; Metazoa; Chordata; Actinopteri; Gymnotiformes; Gymnotidae
Product: teashirt homolog 1
Biological process (GO): regulation of transcription by RNA polymerase II
Cellular component (GO): nucleus
Molecular function (GO): DNA-binding transcription factor activity, RNA polymerase II-specific; DNA binding
Source: RefSeq, a predicted model, not a curated record